Symbiodinium pilosum is the source of this 1701-nucleotide messenger RNA. Lineage: Eukaryota; Dinophyceae; Suessiales; Symbiodiniaceae. The record is from the annotation of a GenBank genome assembly.
AUGGGGGGGUUGCUCGCCGGAGAAGUUGCCAGUUCUGUAGCGGUGGAGUCUGCCUGUCGGGCGCUUCGAGAUCCUCAACAGCCCCGCCAAAGUGCUGACGACCUGAAAGCUGUUCUCAAUCUGGCCAAUGAAGCGGUGCUCGAACGCGCGCGCAAGAUGCGUUAUGUGGGCAAAAUGGGCACAACGCUUGUGGUGUGGGCUAUGCAGGGCGAAACGGCUUAUUUCAGUCAUGUUGGAGAUUCUCGACUGUAUGUGUACCGUGGCGGCAAAUUGUCUCAGGUCACCCAUGACCAUACGCUGGCGCAGCGGAUGAUCGACAGUGGUGAAAUUGCCCCGGAAAAUGCCCACAACGCCCCCAACAAACAUGUGUUAGUCCAUGCCAUGGGGCUGCCGGGUGCCUUUAAGGCGGAUGCUGGCGUGGUGCCGGAGUUUGAUCGAGUGCUGCUUUGUAGUGAUGGCUUAUCCGAUCUGGUCGAAGAUGCAGACAUCGAAGCCAUUAUGGCGACGCCUGAUCUGGAUGAUUGUACCAACUAUCUUUUGAAAGCAGCUUUGGAUAAAGGCGGUCGCGACAACGAACUGGAUAUUCAGCAUCUGGAAGUGAUCGACGAGAGCGCUAAUCAUAGCGUUCCGGCUGGCGCGCAAACCCAUUUCAAAGUUGUCAUUGUUUCGCCCGGCUUCGAAAACGCCAGUCGUAUCGAUCGGCAUCGCCGUAUCAAUGCGCUGCUGCAAAGCGAAUUUGACCAAGGCAUGCACGCUCUGGCUAUCCACCCCUACACUGCUCGAGUCCUAGACAUGCGGCGGGUCCUGGCAUUCUACAAAUUUACAGGGGUUGAUGAGCUCGAGGCGCUGCAGGGUGAAUUGCUGCAGAUGGGCGCAAAACUCGAAUUGAAAGGCACCAUUCUGAUUGCCCAUGAAGGGGUUAAUGGCACGGUGGUUGGCACAACAUCAGCGUUAACAGAGCUGAGCCGAUCCCUGCAACAGCGAUUUGGCGAGAUGCCGUUCAAGUGGUCCGAUCUGGCGGAAGAUAACCGCGGGUUCUAUCGAUUCAAAGUCAAAAUCAAGCCUGAGAUAGUCAGUUUUGGCGUGGCUGAUCUUGACCUGCAACAAACCGGUGAGCACGUUGACGCGCAGCGCUGGAAUGAGCUGCUAGCCGAUCCCGAUGUGCUGGUGAUCGACACGCGUAACGAUUAUGAAAUUGAUAUCGGGACGUUUCCAUCUGCCCGCUCACCGGAAACGACCAACUUUCGCGAGUUCCCCAGCUGGGUCGAAGAACAGCUUGAUCCAGGUGAGCAGAAGCAGAUUGCCAUGUUCUGUACCGGUGGAAUUCGCUGUGAAAAAGCAUCAGCCUUUAUGCGUCAAGCGGGAUUCGAGAAGGUUUAUCAGUUGGACGGCGGUAUUCUGAAGUAUCUGGAAGACGUCGAAGAAAAAGAUAACCGCUGGCAGGGUGAGUGUUUUGUCUUUGAUCAGCGGGUCUCUGUGGAUAGCGCCCUGAAUCAGGGUCAGUACGAUCAGUGUUAUGCCUGUCGGCACCCAUUAUCCAGCGAGGAUCUGGCCAGCGAGGUUUAUGAGCGCGGUGUCCAGUGUCCACAUUGUGUGGGCCAGGCAAGCCAGACCCGGUUAGACAGCUUUCGGCAACGUCAGAAGCAGGUCGAGUUGGCAGCUGCGCGGGGAGAGGCUCACAUUGGUGAAACCCAGAAGUAA